This is a messenger RNA of Pseudoliparis swirei, 849 nucleotides long. Its product is annotated as parvalbumin beta-like. Lineage: Eukaryota; Metazoa; Chordata; Actinopteri; Perciformes; Liparidae. The transcript is spliced from 6 exons. The record is from RefSeq and is a predicted model, not a curated record. Gene Ontology annotation, cellular component: cytoplasm; nucleus. Gene Ontology annotation, molecular function: calcium ion binding. The coding region runs from base 273 to 599 and encodes 108 amino acids.
GCCGAACCGCCGACAGGAGAAUCCCACCAGCCAGCAACAACACGUCUCCGCGGCGGCUCCUCAUCCUCCUCCUGGCUUAGCUAACACAAGGAGGAGGAGGAGGAGGCAUUCUGUGGCGUGGGGGAAAUCUCCAUGGGUUUGAGGACAGAUAUGUUGGGUUGCUUCUUGCACUCCGGAUCAGGAAGCUGCAGAAGAGACGAGAAGCAAAGAUCUACGCAUCAAAGGCUCAAACAGUGCAAACCUGACCUGAAGCACCGCAGCUACAGAGGACCAUGGCAUUUUCAGGGAUACUAAGCGACGAGGACAUCAAGGCUGCGGUCCAGGCUUGUCAAGCUCCGGGCACAUUUGACUUCAAGUCGUUCUUUGCUCAAGUGGGACUGACCAGCUCCUCCGAGGCAGAUAGAAAUAAAGUGUUCACGGUCCUGGACCAAGACAAGAGUGGAUUCAUUGAGGAGGAGGAGCUCAAGCUGUUCCUUCAGAACUUCUCUCCGGGGGCGAGAGAGUUGACUGUGGCUGAGACCAAGGUGCUGAUGGCUGCGGGCGAUAAGGAUGGAGAUGGCAAGAUUGGAAUGGAAGAGUUCUGUGACAUCCUGAAAUAAAGAGGAUGAACAUCUUUGUUGUUUUGUUUUUUCCUUGUUUUAAGUUAAUGGGUUUUGUAUGAAAAUCCUGAUUUUCCAGAUUGAUUUUUGCAAAACCAGAGACCUGAGAUCUUCUCUGCCUGCUGCUCUCCCUGUUCAUGUGAUCCAAUAAAGAUGUUUGGUGGACAGAUGGCUUAAGCUGGAUGUUACAGUUUGUGUUUGUGUGUUUUUAAUCAGUUACCUGGAAUGGGUUAAUAAAUUAAGAUCUGAU